ACAGCAUCACCUUCCUCCAACUCGAAUCCAAAUCAAACCAUACGCAGUCCAGAAACCCGGAAGCCAUCCCUCCUCCAGAUUAAAUUCUCUGUUUGUAAACUCUUUCGCGUGUAAAAAACAGUGUAAGAGUUGCCAUUACUGUUCAGAAUUUUGCUAGGUUUUCGUCUCGAUUAAAGUUCGACGAACUGUAAUUAUUAUACUUUCCAGCUAGCGAUCUGAAAUUUCUCCAGUAAGCAAUAGGUUAAAUUCAAUUCCCCUUCGGAGAAAUUCUUUUGACAUUGACCAGUUCAAAGAAAACACAGUCUAUUACAAGAAUCGAAGUAAGGUUUGGUUUAUGAAUUUGAUCUUAACCCUUCAAACAAGUUAGUCCUAGAUUCAAGAUUGCGUCUCUCUGCCGUUCUCUCUCCCUGUUCGUUUCAAAUGUUAGCGUCGGUUGGAUUAGAGUAUUUUGCACACGCGUGGAAGUGCGUGUAUAUAUAGGUAGAUCUUUCUUUGUGGAUUUGCAAGUCUUGAUAGGGUUUCUGAGAAUUUUGAGAGAGUUGAUUGAGGAAGAUGAGUCGAGGUGGGAAAUCGUGUAGUGAUGCUCCAAGCACAAGGGAUUUAAUCUGCGACGCCGCUGCUGGUGCAUCCGCUGGUGCAAUUGCGGCCUCCUUUGUGUGCCCACUAGAUGUGAUCAAGACAAGAUUGCAAGUUAAUGGCCUCCCUGAAGCGACCCAGUCAGGUGGCAGAGGUAGUAUCAUAAUUACGAGCCUACAGAAUAUAGUAAAGAAUGAAGGUUUUAGAGGAAUGUAUCGCGGACUCUCACCAACAAUAGUAGCUCUACUUCCAAAUUGGGCAGUUUACUUCACAGUUUAUAGGCAGCUAAAAUGUCUUCUCCAUUCGCCCGAGGAUGACCAACUCACAGUUGGUGCAAAUAUUAUAGCUGCUGCUGGGGCAGGGGCUGCUACAGCUCUUACAACUAAUCCAUUGUGGGUUGUGAAGACAAGACUCCAAACACAGGGAAUGAGGUCGGGUGUGGUUCCCUACAAAGGUGUGUUUUCUGCUUUGAGGAGGAUUACAUAUGAGGAAGGUUUGCGAGGGCUGUAUAGUGGCAUUUUGCCCUCGUUAGCUGGGAUAAGUCAUGUCGCAAUUCAAUUCCCAACAUAUGAAAAGAUCAAGUCAUAUAUGGCUAAAAAAGAUGGUACUACUGUUGAUGAACUUAGCCCCGGACGUGUUGCAGUUGCCUCUUCGAUGGCAAAAAUAGUUGCCUCUGUGAUGACAUAUCCACACGAGGUUGUACGCUCACGGCUUCAAGAACAAGGGCAGGUAAGGAAUGCUGAGGUCCAAUAUUCAGGAGUAGUUGAUUGCGUCAAGAAGGUCAUCCGAAAGGAAGGUCUUCCUGGCUUUUACCGUGGCUGUGCUACUAACCUAUUACGAACAACACCAUCAGCCGUCAUUACGUUCACAAGUUAUGAGACGAUACGUAAAUACCUGGUACGAGUACUCCCAUCAGCCAAGCAGCAUUGCCACGCACAGCCCAAACCUGGCGGGCGUAUCAAACCUCUGCAAGAAUUAGGGGGAACCGGGGAGGAAGAAGAAGCAGAUAACGUUACGCGGCAAAAACAAUCGAAUAAGAUAAGUCCUUCCCUUCCGCUGCCAAACAAAGAGCAACUAACAGCCAGACACUGACUAUUUUUUCAAUUUCUGAACUUGGUUCCCCCACAAAUUUUCCAUUUUUUUUUUCCCUCAAGUGUGAAGAUGAAUAAAAAUGAAGUUCAAUUUUCUCUCAAUCUUAUUUAAGAUUGUAUAUAUUGGAUCCCACAAAUUUUGGUGAAUUACACAUCAGUUCUUUUAAUUU
Messenger RNA from Carica papaya (papaya), 1837 nucleotides. RefSeq names its product NAD+ transporter 2 (gene NDT2). NCBI's taxonomy places the organism in Eukaryota, Viridiplantae, Streptophyta, Magnoliopsida, Brassicales, Caricaceae. Gene Ontology annotation, biological process: nucleotide transport; transmembrane transport. The record is from RefSeq and is a predicted model, not a curated record.